CCGCGAUCUGUUCCAAGCUGUUGAGUCGUUUCCCCUGGGGGUUCCUCCUCUUCUCUCUCUCUCUUCCUCUCUCUCUCCCCUUUCCUCCCCUAUCCUCUCUCGUCCCCACUCACACCUUCGUUCGAUCAAACUGCAAUCCAUAAGCUAGAGACGUUCUUCUACGUGUCCCACGGGGAAAAGCUUCGCUAAGCCUGAUAAUUCAAUCUCCCAUUGCAGUACCGGAUCCCUCACACCCCCUUCAACCGAAAUCACCACCACCACUGCCACCACCGCUUAUCACUCGCUCCUCGUCUCCGACUCAUUGUUACGAACUGGCCCCGCAACCUGGACACGCAAACCUCUAGAACAAACAGCCAACGGUGCUACGGAGAAUCGAUAACCAAGGGUUAAAUCCGCUCCUUCUCUCCACUAGGGCAUCGGCUUCCAACACCUGGUUAUCCGUUCUCUGUAAUCACUUCUCGAACCGCAGUUUCGGGGAGUUACUGCUCGCUACCUCCCUCGAGCUCAACUGAGCUCUUCUCUGAACGAGUUUCCUUAUCGUCGAUCCGUAAGUCUCACCGUGGCUUGAUGCCUCCGAAUCUCCCUUUGAGUGUUUAGGUGGAUAUAUAUAUAUAUAUAUAUGUGCACACACACGCACGUUUUCUCAGGGGCAGCAGGAAAAAUGGUUCAAGAUAAAGUGAAGAGGGAAAGGCAUAUUGGAGCAUAAUUACUGACUGAGUAAUGGAUCCAAUAUAGUUCACAGCAACAUUUCUCAUGCGUUCAUAAGUUUUCACUCUUUUCUUUUCCUUCUCAAACCCACACGGCAACUGCCCACGACGUCCCUUUUCGGACUUCUCUUCUCAAACCCAGGAACGUACUCGCCUAUAUGCGUCUGAAGUUACCGGUCUAAACAUUGUGAUUUCCUUUCGUUCUUGAUCCUACAACCCAACACAAACUCCUCACCAUCCCCACUAUUCAAUCAGAUCUGAGUAUCUGUCUCAGGCCUAGAGAAUCUCGUUCUCUAAAUCCCCAGGUUUGGUACCUCAGCGAGGAACAUUCCACCCGUGUGUAUGACCAAAAAAGCGAUUUCCUCAAUCCGCCAAUAGACUGUUCUGGAUUUCUGCGCAGACUCGAUCGACCUUCGAGCCCUAAAAACCUAUUACUACUACUACUAUACUGCAUUCAUCUAUACUUUAAUCCUUAAAACAACAAGCCAAUUACCACUCGCCCCUCAAAUCCAAUCAACCUAGCCGAAUUCCCGAUGGAGUGCAUGAGAAAUUCGUUCCAGGAGGGUGUCCUUCUUGAUGGGUAUGUAUUGUUUGUUUGUUUGUUUGGGCCACUGUUGAGGAGUCGUGCUGACGAUGGCUUGGAUAACUAGGCGUUUCAAGUCGGUUAGACUCCUCAAUCAUGGCUCAUUCGGAAUGGUCUCCUUGGCCAAGGACACCCAGUCUGGAGAGAUGGUCGCCAUCAAGUGCCUUACUAAACCCAACUCGGAAGCAGCAGCAACCACUGAGUUUGCUAUUGAUGAGCUUUCUCAGGAGUACGAGUUCCAUUCCCGAGUCGGCAACCAUCCAAACAUCGUCAACCUGAUUCAUUCCUUUGAGACUGAAAGUCAUAUGUUUCUCGUGCUUGAAUAUUGUCCUAAUGGUGAUCUCUAUGAGGCCAUCCGUCUUGGGCGUGGCCCCUUGGAGACCGAACAUGUCAGGGACUUCAUGUUGCAGCUGGUGGCUGCUGUGGAGCACAUGCAUUUCAGGGGUGUCUACCAUCGCGAUCUUAAGCCUGAGAAUAUCUUCUUGAGCCAAUCUGGGCUGAUGAAGCUUGGUGAUUUCGGUUUGGCAACCAUGGAUGAGUGGACUGAUGAGUCAGCUGUCGGAAGCGACCGUUACAUGGCACCGGAACAGUAUGACUCGGUUGGUGGAUAUUCGCCUGAGAAAGCGGAUGUCUGGGCUGUAGGAAUCUGUCUUUUGAAUGUUCUCUUUGCUCGCAAUCCGUUUGUUGUGCCCGCAGAAGGUGACCCUCUGUUUGCCGAUUAUGUUUUGGACAGGGAGUCCCUUUUCGACAUCUUUCCGACCUUGUCAUAUGAUACCUAUGACGUCCUUUCUUAUUGUCUAGCCCUCGACCCUAACAAGCGCUCACUUGCUGGGGUUCGUGACGCCAUUGAGCGAGUCGUGUAUUGGACCACUGAUGAAGAGGGUUUGGAUGAUGACUUCUGCUCUGAGGACAGAGAAGUCGUCCCUGCCCCUGCCAACCGCGAACCUCUUCGCACACCAUCUGUCCAGAGCCCUCAGAUUGCCCAGGGUGGCUCUUUCCCGUGGGCACAGGCCCUUCACAUGACACCCCAGCCCCGCCAACUUUCUGUCAUUCACGAUCAGGAGGAGCCGACCAUUUACAGCGAGGGUAUGUUUGCUAACGACCCUGAUCGUUAUGCAAAGGAUAUGGGCUAUUAUGUUCCUGUUACUCCAUCACUCGACUCCGGUCUUGGUGCUUCUUUCACCAUUGAAGAUCAUUUCAGGCCGCAAAUCGAAAAGAUUCCAAUCAAGGCAUCUCUCGUUACCGAGGAGGCGAAUGCUUUUGGUAUGCACUUUCAACAACACAUCGGGUCCGUCUCUAAGUCCUGGAGUGAUUGGGUCAUUGAAGACGAGGAGGAAGAAGAGCGUGAGCGUGCUGAAAGGGAAAAGGAGCUCAAGCGUAGAAGCUGGAGUUACGAAUCCGACCAUGGGUACGCUGAUGACGAUGGGUACGAUGUUGAGUGGGUCGGAGGGGGGUGGGAAGAUUUGGCGGUCUGAUUUCUUCCUUUCACCUUAGUGAUAUUGAGUUCACGAGUCUGCCAUUGGGCUGGAUCAAUUUCUGCUGCGUUUAUUAUUAUUUUUUGAUACCAGGCAUUAUGGUGGGACAUGAUAACCGUGAGCGAAGGUGUUAGAGCAUUCCUGCUUGAGUAAGAGUUUUUUUUUUUUUUUUUUUCUGUUUGUCUAACCUGUGGUUGUGGGGUUUAUGUCGGGUUGACAAACAUUUUGUAACUAUUGGGAUUUGCUCCCGACAUAUUCGAAAUACCCUGACCUUAUAUACGGGUUUUCUUGCAUAUAUUUUUACCAUUCCGUUUUCUGUAUACUUUUUACCCUUUUCGCUGUCUAUUCCCUCCCCGUUUCCUUGUGUCGAUCUACCUCGCAUUUGCGCAACUCUACUCUUUUUAGCCCUUCUUUUUUAUGUUCCUUCCCUUCGACUUCAUCUGUUGGUAUUUUGGGGGUUUGCCUUUUUUCUUUCUCCCUUGGGUGGUGUUGACUUUUUUUCCGGCUUUGGGUGGCUCUGGAUGACGAUGGUGUUUCACUUUCAUACCCUUUCCUUUCCUUUCCUUUCCUUCCCUUGCAUUCUAUGACAAAAAUUAACGAAAAAAGACUUUGUACGGUUGGGACAGACUUGGGGGUUUGUAUGGGGUUGGUGUUUUUGUGGCUUUUCGAUCUCACUUUUAUCUUCAACUAGGUUCGGUGAAGAUUUGUGUUAUUAUUCGGAUACUUGCUUCUUUGUUGGCGGUUGAUUCUUGGUUGCUUUCUAACUUUUUACUCGGGGGUUUCGGAGGUAUACUUCAUGUAGCAUCUUUUUUUGCUUCUCACGAUGGAGUUUUAGUUGAAGGGGCGGGGGUGCGCGGUGGCUAGUUUUUUUUUUUUUUUUUUUUUUCAGAUUGGAGAGGCAAGUUUUUAUUGUCGAGGCAUGGCAAAGUGGAGUAGCAUAGAUCUGGUGUGUUGUGCUGGGUUUUUCUCUUCUCUAUCUGUCUAUAGCUGCGGGUUUUUUCGAUCCUCUUUUUUUGUACCCGUCUGAAGCUGGCUUGCCGUUGGAAAGAGCUUCAUCUCUUUGCCAUUCAACUGGUCUUUGGAGAAGAAAAAAAAGAGUCUGGAGAGGCAAUAUAAAUGUGAGAGAUUUUUAUUCUCUUCAAACAAUUGAUAUUUUACCCAACAAGCCUACCGUAGUGUGUUGAUUUUUCAUAUCGGAAAUUUGACAGCAAUUCUGUUUCACCUAUCACAACAGCUUACUCGAUCGGGCUACAGGUAUUCGUAAGUUAUCUUAUUAACAUUCUAGCCCCUGGAGCUAAACUUUCCACUUGUCCUCUUCCUCCUGGGUCGGCUUUUUGUUAUGGCCUUGGCCAUUGGCCCCCUGAAUGUUUAAAGCGAUCGAACCACCAGCCACCAUGCUCGAGUAAGCGACUUGGCUCACCAUAAUCUCCCCAAGGAAACGGAGACGCUCCCGCCUCCGUUUGCAUCAACCUAGCCUACCGGUAGUCACUAGUACUCGAGUAUAGUGACCAAAACAAAACAAAACAAAGCAAAACAAAAAGAGGGAAAAAAACAAGGAAAAAAACAAACAAAAAAAGUGACCACCUAUCAUUAUCAAACCCUUCACCGUUUCCUAUUGGUCCACAGGAUCAAUUGAAUGCACUCAUAGCACAUUAUAAGUACGAGUAGACUGCUGGUAACAACCCCACGAACAGCAUACGGUACUGUACGAGUACUUAUUAUGUUACAAGUAUCACAGCUUCCCCGGUGGCCGCCUGGCCGGGAAGUAGUAAGUACGAGUACUCGAGUACACAUAGUAGACCAGACUACCGUAGACUAACCGUAUCCUACCACACCAUAUCAUAUCAUAUCAUAUCAUAACUCGGUGUCGAAUUAGUAGGCUACGGUUCCCGGAUUGCGGGAGUUUUUUGUUUUCGGGCAAG
Messenger RNA from Tuber aestivum (summer truffle), 4687 nucleotides. Lineage: Eukaryota; Fungi; Ascomycota; Pezizomycetes; Pezizales; Tuberaceae. The record is from the annotation of a GenBank genome assembly.